AUGUAUGGUGCUGGCCUCAUAGUUGCCCUGCUGGGCUUAACUCUCCGUAGCUCUGCGUCUGUUGUGCGCCGGGUGUCGAGUCGCACCAACGCGCCAUCGAGAUGUUUGACGGUGGGCAAGUCCGGAAGUUAUUCAACUGUUGGUGAUGCGCUCAGCGCGUUGGGCUCCUUAACAGCGGACGCGUGUAUUUACAUUGCAGCGGGUAUAUAUGAGGAGCAGCUAUCUAUUGAGUAUGGAGGUCACUUGACAUUGUACGGCGAAACCAGCAGUACCGACACCUACAAGGAGAAUACUGUCACCAUCACCCAUACAAUCUCGUCUCCGGAAGCUGGCUCCCUUGAUAAGAGUGCCACCAUCAAUGUCAAGUCGGAGUUGUUUUCUAUGUAUAACAUCAACGUGGUGAAUGGUUAUGGGUCUGGAGCGCAGGCCGUUGCUCUCGUCGCUAAUGCUGACCGACUGGGCUUCUAUGCCUGUAAAUUCACGGGGUACCAAGAUACCCUUUACGCAAAAGCGGGUCACCAGUAUUAUACCAAAUCCAGGAUUGAGGGUGCUGUUGAUUAUAUCUUCGGUGACGCCUCUGCCUGGUUUGAAGAUUGCGACAUUGUCUCCAAUGGCCCUGGUGCAAUCACGGCUUCGUCGCGUGAGACCACUUCCGAUACGGCGUGGUAUGCAAUCGACCACUGCAAUAUCAAAGCAGCGUCCGGUGUUGAGCUCACCGAUGACAUCUACCUGGGCCGACCCUGGCGAGCCUUAGCCCGCGUCAUUUAUCAGCACUCGGUGUUGUCAGAUAUCGUUAACCCCAAAGGUUGGAAGCCCAUGGCAGAGGGUGCGACGCCGCUUUACUAUGAAUUCAACAAUACUGGAGAUGGAUCGGACACGUCGAAGCGGGAGUAUCUGAGCUCUAUUGGUGCUGCUGUGACGAAGGAGACCGUGUUAGGGGAUGAUUAUAAAGCCUGGGUAGACUUGAGUGUGUAA
Molecule: messenger RNA, 975 nt
Organism: Aspergillus alliaceus
Lineage: Eukaryota; Fungi; Ascomycota; Eurotiomycetes; Eurotiales; Aspergillaceae
Gene: pmeA
Product: putative pectin methylesterase
Exons: 3
Coding region: 1-975 (324 amino acids)
Biological process (GO): cell wall modification
Molecular function (GO): pectinesterase activity
Source: RefSeq, a predicted model, not a curated record